UAAUAUUGUGAAAACAAUAAUUAUUAGGACAUUGCGAAGAAAUUUUUGCGAGGACAUUUUUUGUCUAAUGCACUCUCGAAAAAAUUGUGCACAACUAGUUGAUUAAAAAAAAGUUGAUAAAAUUUUCUACAACGUUGGACAAAAUUUUUACUCCACAGACUUGAAAUUUACACAACAACGUUGUGUAAUGUUUGCUUUGGUCAACCUUGCGCAAAACUUGAUAUUUUUGUUGACUAAAUCUAAUUUUCAUCAUUAUUGGGCAAUUAGUUCCCAAAAGUUGAAUAAUUUUUACUCAACACUUGUAAAAGAAUUGGCUUUUUGAAGGUAGUGUAAAAUUCAGCCAACUUUCAGUUUACUUUUUACACAAUAGUUGUGUAAAGUUUACUCUCGCGACGUCGCGUCUCAAAAGCAGCGUGGAUGGCGCCACUUAUAUACUGACGGUUGACGAAAGGAUUGUCAGGAAAUUAAAUCCUUUCUCUUUUCCUGUAAUUUUCCACCAAAAUGACCGAAAAUUUGGAAAAAGCUUUAAAAAAUACCGGAUUAAUCCAAUAUAAGGACAAGUUCCAAGAGAACGAUGUCGACGACACAAUCUUCUUCAAGUUGUUGGAUAGUGCCGCUGGGUCAGUGGAAGAACGUUUGUUGGCAGAAAUAAUUCCGUCCGUUGGUCACCGAUUUAAAUUAAUUUCAGCUGGUAGAGAGGUAAGCAGGUCAAGGUUAGAAUUAGGUCAGGUUAUCUCACUAGACUUUGCCUGUAGUAUUUGCGGAAGUACUUUUAAUUCCUUUCAAGUAUAUUGGAAUCACAUUAGAGAAUUUCACGAAAUAACGAAAGGAAAAGCUAGAUUAAAUUGUCCUUUGUGUACAAUGAUUUUCACAGACUCGGAAAAUCUUCAAAAACAUGUCAACAGAAAAGUUUGUCCAGUAUUUCAAAAAAUUUCAAUUAAGUUUCCCCAGAUUUCCCCUAAUGAAGAGAAUGGAAUGGGAAGAAAUAUUGAGCAAGAAUUAUUUUCACCUGAGGUCAUUCGUGAAAUCCAUGAGGAUUACAAGUUGGCUUUUAUAAAAUCAUUACAAAUGUCAGGUGGAAUUUCAUUAUCAAAAUCAAAUGAAAUUUUAAUGGCUGCUAAUUCAUUAGUAAAUAGUAUAAUUGCAGUUGCCACAAACUUUUCUGUCAAUAAUACAAGUCAGGAUCAACUUUUAACCCACCUUAAUAGUUUAAAAAAUCCAUUUCCAAAAAAUAGUUCAUCCCAAUAUAAACUGGAAAAACUUUUAAAAGAACGAUCUUUAUUAGUCGAAGCAAAGGAAAUAAAAUUAGGGUCUCACUUUAAAUUCGACAAAAUUAAAGGAAUGAUGCAAGAAAAAAUUGACAACGCUUACCAUUUUCAAUUAUCUGAAACUCUACCGACAAUUCUAUCGAAAUAUUACAAAGUGGCAGAUAGUAUACAAGUAAAUUCAAGUGCAGAAUAUUUUGAGAACUUUAAGUCAGGUUCACAUUACAAUAAUUUCAAAAACAAUCCUCUUUGCUUGCAGAUUUAUUACGAUGAUGUUGAAAUUUGUAACCCGUUGGGAUCGAAAGCUAAAAUACACAAACUCGCGAUGGUUUAUUUUAUUAUAGCCAAUUUUCCUAACCAUUCAAAUCGCAAACUUGAAAAUAUUUUUCCACUUAUAGUUGUUAAAUCCAAAUUUGUAAAAGAAUACGGAAUGAAUUUAAUUUUACAACCAUUGGUUUAUGAAUUAAACUCGCUGCAUGAAAAUUCUCAAAGACUAAGCUUUUUAGAAAACACUCCUUUUAGUCAUAUUCAAGUUCUCCAGUUCUGUGGCGAUAAUUUAGGGAUGCAUACAAUUUUUGGCUUUGCUGAAAGUUUUAAUGCGAAUUUCAGAUGUCGUUUUUGUAAACUAGAUAGGGAACAAACUUUCACAGCUAUUGAGGAGUCGGUAAAUAGAAGGCGAAAUUUAGAAAAUUAUGAAAGUGAUUUAGAAGUUGGAAACGUUAGUUUGACGGGAAUUAGAGAAAGGUCAAUUUUAAAUGAUAGUAAAGGAUUUAAUGUUACAAAUAAUUUUGCCCCUGAUAUUAUGCAUGAUAUUUUGGAAGGAAUUUGUGUCACUGAAUUGAAGUUGUUUCUGAAACAUGUUACUCAAAAUCGUAUUUUAUCAGUUAGUGAGAUUAACCACAGGCUAUCGUCUUCUUUCAACAAGAAUGGUCAUGCAAUAUCAAAGUUUCCAGAAAUAGAUAUUGCUUUUAUUAAUGGGGAGAGAAAAUCUUGUUUUUCUGCAUCAGAGACAAGCCAUUUUUUCCUAAUUUUUCCUGCAAUAUUUGGAGAUAAGUUCAGCAUGUCGAAUAAGCACUGGGAUUUAGUUUUAAAACUUCGUCGAAUAUUACGAAUUUUAUUGGCACCACAAAUUAGUAGGUCAGGUGUGCAUUUGUUAAGUUAUUUAAUAGCUGAGCAUCAUCAGGCCUUCAUUAGUUUGACAAAUAAUAAUUUAACGCCAAAGUUUCAUCAUUUACUACAUUAUGCUCACGCCAUAGAGCAGUUAGGCCCGUUGAAACAAUACUGGUGUAUGCGAUUUGAGGGAAAACAUCGUCCUGCUAAAACAAUUGGAAAAAAUUGUUAUAAUUUUAGCAACAUUGCAAAAACAGUUUCAAAGAAAAUGUCACUUAACUUGGCAUUUUUAGUUGGAUGCGAAAUAGAGGGGGAUAUAACUUACAAAUCUGGCUCACUAAUUGCAUUUAAGGAUAUGAAAAUAUCUUUUGACUUUUCCAAACUUUCCAAAAAUGAGUUGGACGAGGUGCUUUGUGUUGACUCGGUGACCGCCAAGGGUACCAAAAUCAAACCCAAUAAUUAUUUAAUUUUGAAGGUCCCAUCACUUAGUUCACAAUUUUGUCAAAUUAUCAUGUGUCUAGUUCACAAUAGCAAAGUUCAUUUAGUUGUCAGGCCGGUAAAAUGUGAGGAACAUUUUAGUUAUUCGUACGUGUUUAAAAUAAUUGACUUUGAUAAUGCGUUAUUAGUGGACUUGGACGCCAUAGAUUUGGAGUAUCCAUUAGUAAUUGUGAAUAAUAUUGAAGACCCGCAAGGUCAUGGGUUCAUUUGUUGUCCCAUUGAGUUAAUCUGAACAAAGUUUUGACUCUAUGUACAUAUGUAGGCUAAAAUAGUGUUUAAUCUUAAAAUAAGUAGAUUUUUUACGCAUAUAUUUAGUUAGAUAAGCAGACUUUUGAAACUGACCAGCGAGCACUAGGAGAU
Folsomia candida is the source of this 3233-nucleotide messenger RNA. RefSeq lists its product as uncharacterized. The coding region runs from base 502 to 3105 and encodes 867 amino acids. The transcript is spliced from 2 exons. Lineage: Eukaryota; Metazoa; Arthropoda; Collembola; Entomobryomorpha; Isotomidae. The record is from RefSeq and is a predicted model, not a curated record.